GUACCAAGAGAGUAGCGCCACCACUAGUUCGCUUAAAGUCAAAUCUAGACAAAAACGUUCCUUUCGUCCAUAUUCGUUUCGAAGUGCCAGACAUGGCCAAGGAGAAACCCACCAGAGUGCCCGCCGAGGCUUCUAAGGCGGAUAAGUCCGCCGCACCAGCAGAAGCCAAAGAUAGCGGCAGGAAGAGGCCACUGUGCAGGUUGUACUGCAAGGCGGUGUUUGUUGGAUACCGGAGGGGUCUUCGCAACCAGCAUGAGCACACAUCCCUGCUGAAGAUUGAGGGUGUUGAUGCACGCCGUGACACAGGUUUCUACCUUGGGAAGCGUGCUGUCUUCGUCUACACUGCGAAGAACAAGACACGGGUGCCUGGCCGCAAGAAGCAGUACUCCAAGGUGCGGGCCAUCUGGGGCAAAGUGACACGUGCUCACGGUAACAGUGGCAUUGUGCGUGCCAAGUUCCGACGCAACCUCCCCGCAGCCGCCAUGGGACGGCGGGUGCGCAUCAUGCUCUAUCCGUCUCGCAUCUAGGCGACAAUAAAAGGAUCAUCUCAGCCCCGCG
This is a messenger RNA of Dermacentor andersoni, 558 nucleotides long. RefSeq names its product ribosomal protein L35A (gene RpL35A). NCBI's taxonomy places the organism in Eukaryota, Metazoa, Arthropoda, Arachnida, Ixodida, Ixodidae. The record is from RefSeq and is a predicted model, not a curated record. Gene Ontology annotation, cellular component: ribosome. Gene Ontology annotation, molecular function: structural constituent of ribosome. Gene Ontology annotation, biological process: translation.